Amyelois transitella is the source of this 1819-nucleotide messenger RNA. Its product is annotated as GSK3-beta interaction protein. The transcript has 2 exons. Gene Ontology annotation, cellular component: cytoplasm. Gene Ontology annotation, molecular function: kinase regulator activity; protein kinase A binding. Lineage: Eukaryota; Metazoa; Arthropoda; Insecta; Lepidoptera; Pyralidae. Gene Ontology annotation, biological process: regulation of canonical Wnt signaling pathway. The record is from RefSeq and is a predicted model, not a curated record. The coding region runs from base 139 to 495 and encodes 118 amino acids.
AGUCGAUAGUUAUUGAGCGCAUCACUAAAAAGCCUGACAAUUUCAAUCUGCGGAGGCAGAUUUUGUUUUAUUCUGAUGGUGGAUUAUUGUGUAGUGAUAUCUUGGUGAUUUUUUCAGUUUAUUUCGAAUUGCUGAAUAAUGUCAGAGCAGGUGCUGAGCGAGGAGACCUGGCCCCAGGAGGCAGAAGCGGCCAUCAACGACAUCAAGAAACAUGUGAAAUCCGCCAACAUAUCUCCACUCUUGAAGAGCAGUAACCAGAGGAUAUAUUUCAACCUAACAACUUUGGAGGAAUGCGAUUACUGCGUGGAAAUCUCCGCGGCCGGUUUCAGAGUUGUCGGUAGAAAAUACGACGACACCAGCCUGUCUACCAUAGAGAAUAUGAACUAUGAAACUCCAUACGCGUUGCUCAAUAGUAUAAGUCAGAAGUAUAGGGAGUCUUUCGGCGGGGAGUUGAUGAGCAAAUUGCUUGAUCUGGCCAAGAAUGCAGAAGGUUGAAUUUUGCUUGACACUGGCGCACCUAGUAUUGUUAACACAUUCGCUGCGAUGAUACGCUUUUUUUUAGCUAAAAUGCAAGUGAUUAGGCCAAGCCUGAUAAAGUUUAUUGUGCGUGUUUUCUGCAGCGAAUGUGUAGGGUAGGUACAAUGGACGGCAUUUUAAAUACGACUUAAGGAGUGUUUUUCCAGCAAAUGAGGUUGAUAUGUUACAAUUGAUCUGCUGACCACAGUCCGUUGAUGGAAGCCUCCAGUUGUAGAAGUAGCCUUAAAAUCGAUCAGUAUUCGAAUGUGCUAUAAAUAUAUAAAUUUAAGGAGACCUCUUGGCGCGGAAAUCGCUUGAGCGUUGAUGUCUGUGCACUGUUGAGGCACUUAGCAUAGUUGUUGUCAGUUACAAACUUUUUUUAUCUUAUCUAUGGUGCUUUUGGUAAAACCAAGAAAUACAGCAUUGGCAUGCCUUUUCACUACAUAGUAUAAAACAAAGUCGCUAUUUUAGUCUGUUUGUCUGUAUGCUUAAAUCUUUAAAAUUACGCAACGGAUUUUGAUGCGGUUUUUUGUAACAGAGUGAUUCAAGGGGAAGGUUUUUAUGUACAUUUAUAAUUUUGCACCCGUGCGAAGCCGGGGCGGGUCGCUAGUUUGAAUUUCUGUACUGUGUGAGUGAAACAGCACUCAUGUAGAAUAGGUUUAUAUUAUAAAAUCUAAUGUAAUUUACUAACUGGCAACAACCCGUUGGUAGUGUCUGUGUAGAUAUCCGGUUGUCAAUUUCGCGUAUGGGUCCACAUAUAAUAAGAUCUCGUUAGGCCUAAAAUCUGUGUUAUCUGAAAAACUUAUAGAAUAUUUUGACCUAAAUUAUUGUUUUCCGACUGCGCCAGGAACGUAUUUUGCCUUUUUUUCUAUUAAAUCUUAUUAAUAGAUGAAAUUCCCUAUAAAUGGACCAGUCUUAGAAAUUAAAUUUCCUUUUAAUUGUCUCAUUUUGCGGAGUAUUAUUGCAAAAUCCUACAGUUUAUUAUAUAAGUUUUGUAUGGCAAUUUCUUGAAUAAACUUAUAGACUGUUCUUAGUUUACUCUAAAGAACUACUUUGGAAUCAAGAAAAGGUUCUCGCAUAUUUUCAUUUAAAAAAAUCUUUGCAGUAACUAAAAUAAAUUUAGACAAAUAAGCUUUGGAAAUGUAUUACAUACCAACUUGUAUAUUUUUUCGUGUCAUAGCUUACCCGUCGUGCGAUUUGCAACAACAUAGCUUGCGACUGCGCACAGUACAAGAAUAGACUGAGUACAAAAUAUGUAUUUAUACGUAGAUAUACACCAAUUGUAAUGUGUUGUGAUAGUAAA